Alosa sapidissima (American shad) is the source of this 7538-nucleotide messenger RNA. RefSeq names its product OTU deubiquitinase 7B (gene otud7b). NCBI's taxonomy places the organism in Eukaryota, Metazoa, Chordata, Actinopteri, Clupeiformes, Clupeidae. Gene Ontology annotation, cellular component: cytoplasm; nucleus. The transcript has 12 exons. Bases 381 to 3245 code for a protein of 954 amino acids. Gene Ontology annotation, molecular function: zinc ion binding; cysteine-type deubiquitinase activity; K63-linked polyubiquitin modification-dependent protein binding. Gene Ontology annotation, biological process: protein deubiquitination involved in ubiquitin-dependent protein catabolic process; protein K11-linked deubiquitination; protein K63-linked deubiquitination. The record is from RefSeq and is a predicted model, not a curated record.
GACUCUAUAGCGCCUUGGUUGACAUUGUUGUGGGAGUGAGAAUAUACUUUAUCGUCGGGUCUUUUAAACAUUAUUCUUUGGGACGUGGUUACAAUUUAUAAGAUAAACCCACGAGUAACUCAUCACAAAUCUGGAAAUAUUUCUUUGAAUAUUUGAGAUGAUGAAAUUAAUCUGUGGGACGAUGAAAGACCAAUGUACGAGGCUGCUCAAGGUGUGGCUGUAAAGGGAGGCCCCUUUGAAGACCCAGCGUGUGUGUGUGUGUGUGUGUGUGUGUGUGCGUGUGUGCGCGUGUGUGCGCGCGUGUGUGCGCGUAUGUGGGUGUGUGUGUCUUACAUUUCUCUCCCCUGAUGCCGCCUGCCACAUUGUAAAUUCAUGAUCACAUGACUUUGGAUAUGGACGCAGUCCUGUCCGACUUUGUCCGUUCUACUGGAGCUGAACCAGGAUUGGCCCGAGACCUACUAGAAGGCAAGAACUGGGAUCUGACCGCUGCCCUCAGCGACUUUGAGCAGCUGAGGCAGGUGCACACGGACACCUUGACAUAUUCAUUUGUGGAAGAGAGGGACUACCCUCCCCCCGAAAAGGAGGUGGCUCGAGUGAGCCGUCCGCUCCUGCACCGGCAGGAUGAGGUGGUGCAAGCGGCCAACGAGAAGCGCCUCUCCAGAGGCAUCUCACACGCAAGCUCCACCAUCGUGUCGCUGGCGCGCUCACACGUCUCCAGCACGGGCGUAGGCAGCGGCAGUGCCGAGCCGCUCCUGGACACGCCCGUCUGCACCUUCCAGCUCCCCGACCUCACCGUCUACCGCGAGGACUUCCGGGGCUUCAUCGAGCGCGACCUCAUCGAGCAGUCCAUGAUGGUGGCACUGGAGCACGCUGGGAGACUCAACUGGUGGACUCGUGUGGGUCCGGGCUGCCAGAGCCUGCUCCCGCUGGCCACUAGCGGAGAUGGGAACUGCCUGCUCCACGCUGCCUCGCUGGGAAUGUGGGGUUUCCACGACCGGGACCUGAUGCUGCGGAAGGCCCUGUAUGCACUGAUGGACCACGGCCAGGAGAGGGAGGCACUGAGGCGCAGAUGGCGCUGGCAGCAGACCAUGCAGAACAAAGAGUCGGGCCUGGUGUACACAGAGGAGGAGUGGCAGAAGGAGUGGAACGAGUUACUGAAGCUGGCAUCCAGCGAACCCAGAAUCCACUACAGCGCCAACGGCAGCAACGGGGCGGAAUCCUCAGAGGAGCCGGUGUACGAGAGUCUGGAGGAGUUCCAUGUGUUUGUUCUGGCCCACGUGCUGCGAAGGCCGAUCGUGGUGGUGGCCGACACCAUGUUAAGGGACUCCGGCGGUGAGGCCUUUGCACCGAUUCCAUUUGGAGGGAUUUACCUGCCCCUGGAGGUCCCAGCUAGCAAGUGCCACCGCUCGCCCCUGGUGCUGGCCUACGACCAGGCCCACUUCUCUGCCCUGGUGUCCAUGGAGCAGAAGGACGGCACCAAAGAGCAAGCGGUGAUUCCUCUGACCGAUUCAGACCAUAAGAUGCUGCCGCUCCACUUCGCCGUGGACCCUGGGAAGGACUGGGAAUGGGGGAAGGAUGACGGUGACAACGUCAUGCUUGCCAGUGUGACCCUCUCUCUGGAAGCCAAGCUGCACCUUCUGCACAGUUACAUGACCGUGACCUGGCUACCACUGCCUUGUGAGCAGGCUCCGCUGGCCCAGCCGGAGUCGCCGACGGCCUCUGCCGGCGAGGAGGCACGCAGUCCCCCGGACUCCGGCGAGUCCGACAAGGAGUCGGUGAGCAGCAGCUCCAACGGCAACGGCGACAGCAGCACCACCACCACCAACACCACCACGGGGGGCAGCUCCUCGUCCAAGCCCAGCGGCUCGUCCAGUUCCUCCAGCUCGUCCAGCAACAGCUCUGCCCCCAAGGAGAAGAGCCGCAAGGACAAGGAGAAGGACAAGGACAAGGAGAAGGACCGGGACAAGAAGAGGGCGGACUCGGUGGCCAACAAGCUGGGCAGCUUUGGCAAGAGCCUGGGCAGUAAGCUGAAGAAGAACGUGGGUGGCCUGAUGACGAGCAAAGGGGGCGCUGGAGGGUCCGGCAGCGGGACGCUGGGCAAAGGGGAGGGCACGGAGGGCAAGAAGAAGGGCUCCCUCAGGGGCCGCAAGGGCAGCAAGGACGGCUCCCCCUCUAUGCACAGCUCCGAGGAUUCUGGGAAAGGGUCUCCGUCCUCCAGCAUCGAACGGCCCGUCGGGGGCAGCCCGGGCGAGUCGGACCCGUACAAGUACAGCACGGACGUGAAGGUGAGCCUGGGCAUCCUGCGGGCCGCCAUGCAGGGCGAGCGCAAGUACAUCUUCGCCGGGCAGCUGACCACGAGCAACCGGCAGCCCUUCCAGGAGGAGAUGAUCCAGCGGUACCUGGCCGACGCCGAGGAGCGCUUCAGGGCCGAGCAGGAGCAGCGGCGCGAGGCAGAGAGGAGAGGCGGCGCCGGGCUGACCACCCCCAACGGCACGCUGCCCCGCAAGGAAGGCGGCGGAGGAAUGGAUCUGGGAUACCGUGGCGGCGGCAGCGGCGGCGGCGUGGGCUACGAAGGUGCGAAGGACGAGCAGCUGCAGACGGAUGGAACCUCGAGCGCGUUUAGCAACUUCAAACCGUCCGUCUUCAGCCCCAACCUGUACUCGGGCGUGGUGCCCAUCCCGCGGCCCACGUUGGUGGAGCAUCCCGCGGCCGCCCUCUCCCAGCCACCUCCGGCCCCUCUGUCACAGUCCCUGCACACGCACGGCUACUUGGACACUCGCCGACAGCUAGCCGGCGGUGGUCCCCCUGGCCCCUCCUCUUCCUCCUACAUCGGGUUCCCGUCGUACGCCACCCUCCCCCGCCACUGCCCCGUGGCUCAAGAUCCGCCCCACCCCCAGUACCACCCUCCUCCUGCCCCUUCUGCAGUGGCCAGUCCCUCCAGGGUCAACCCCUGCUUCUCCACCUACCCUUCGGAGCUGGACCCUGAGCCCGUAGGGGGCGGCGGUGGGUACAGCAACGGCUACCGGGACCUGCGCUCGGGCCUGGACAGCGGUCGCAGCGGUCCGCCUCCGGUCCGGCACUACUCCCUGGGCAGCGCUGGCGGCCUGGCCAGCCUUCAGUCCACCCGCUGCCGGACACCCAGCUGCAACUUCUACGGACACCCCGAGACGAGCAACUAUUGCUCCUACUGUUAUCGGGAGGAGCUCAAGAGAAGGGAAACGGAGCCAACCAUCCACAGGUUCUGAGCUUCUGGGGGGGGCGGUUAAGGAAAGAAGUGCGGCACACGGUCUACAUGCCCUGCCUGCCUGCCUGCCUGCCUGCCUGCCUGCUUACCUGGGGGGCAACUGAGGCUUCUGUCUUCAAAAGGAAAAAAUAAAAACGUCACAGACAUUGCCUUUUGAACUGGAACGAUGAGUCCUCCUUCUCCAUGCAGACUGUGGAGAUUGUGGCAAGUCUUAACUGUGACUGGCUUCGAUGGGGAAGAGGAUUCGACUGGGACUUUGGCUCUGUCUGUGGAGGACCUGAGAUGUGGUGGAGAGAAACGGCCCUCUGUAGUCUUCUCUCAGCGUUGUUACGGUCACCCUCUGUUUUGGCUCCCCCUAGUGGAGUGAAUGUAAACCGCAGGCGACAUCAUUUGUUUGAAAGUGCAACAUGCUUAAUUGCGUUUCAUGAAAUAGUACAACUCACACAUACACAACCCCAGGCAUACGAGAAGCACAACCAUGAACUGCUUGUUUAUCUAUUAUUUUUUGUAACGAGCAUACAGUCUUUGGCACUGUAGGUCAAUUAGAAAAAGGUCAGCCAAGGGUAGAUUGUGUACCACUGGACUGAGGUUUUGGUUUUGCGAAGUUAUUUCAAUGAAUCAAAGAAUCUCAUAGUUCCUCUAUGGGUGGAGAAAAGAAAAUAUUGGAAAAAAAACAUCAACAAUGAAAUCGGUCUUCUAAAUAUUUGUUGCAAAUACUAAGCAAGUGCCAGUGAAAUCAAAUAGCAAUGGUUUCGGUAUUUCUGUCAGUCAGAUGAAGUUUGGCAAAGCAUCACACUCUCGGCAAAUAUCUGUUUGGCUAAACGUGGGUUUGGCACGGUGCUCUCCUGUUCCGUCAUCUCAGCCUGAUGGCCCCGUUGAACUGCUUCAGCCCUCAAACCAAAUGCAGCCAUCAAACAAAACGCGCUCUUUUUCUCCAUGACAUGACGUACACUACAAACCAACAUCUCUGACAUGCCCUGACGGAUGGCAUUUCUAACUCCGCACUCGUGUUGCUAACUAUCGAAGAAAGGAAGUCACAAGAUGGCUGUCGGCCUGUGACACUUAAUAAUCACAGAACAAAUGUGGUGGUGAAUAUUUAGUGUGGCAUAAAACUCUUGACAACAAUUUCUGUGUUCGCAGAAACGUAGAUGCUACUGGUCAGCCAGCUGCUGCACUUUUUUUUUUGUUUGUUGGUGUUGUUUUUUUUUCUGAUAAGAAACUGAUAAAUUCAUUCUCCGUUUCAAUAUUGGUGUAUUUAAAGAGUGUUUCAAUGUUCUGGUUUCUGAUGGUACAGUAUAGCUUUUUUCAAACAAAUAGCCAAUAUCGAAUUCUUGUACAAGUCAGCGUAAUUAGCUUAACUCUGUGGUCUGCGUGUAUAUAUAUAUAUAUAUAUAUAUAUAUAUAUAUAUAUAUAUAUAUAUACACAAACAAAAGGUCAUUAGUGUCAUAUUAGGUCUAGUUAAGGGUCUAGCCUGGCUAAUCAGAUAUAUUCUAAGCAAUAUUGCGGUAAAAUUAAACCAGAGGAAAACUGAUGCCAGUUGUCAUGCAAAAAAAAAUAUAACACAUAACAUUGCGAUACCCUACCUUCAAAAAAGCUCAAGUCACGGCAUGAUGUGAUGUCCAAGUAGAGAGAGUGACCAUGAUGAGUCACUAGGCGGCUUUCUGCACAAAAAUGAAGCACUUUUUUUCUUAGGUCCCGACCGUUAUGUGUGUUUGUGUGUGUGUGUGCGUGUGUGUGCUUGUGUGUAUGUUCCAGUGUGAUUAGGGCAUGCCGUGUGUUAUUUCGGACCUGGGAUGUCUGCUUCCUCAGUCUAGAGGUGCGGCCUGCUUGCUCUUGACAGAUAGGCGCGAGUGCAACUCGUAGUGUUCUCUGAGGAUGAUGGCAUCGCUCUCUCAUCUCUUGUUGUUUCCAAGUUGCCUUUUUCUCUUGGCCCAUCUGCUCUACGGGUUUCUGUCUCUCUGUAUAAAAGCCUAAUGUUUCCCCGUUUUUAUUUAUUUCAAAUUCCAAAAUCUGUGGGAAGCCAUUUUGGGAGUAUGGCUUUUCUGGCCAUCACACCGUGUGUGUGUGUCUGUGUGUGUGUGCGUGUGUGUGUGUGUGUGUGUGUGUUCAAACAGUGCUUAAUGCCAUGUGUUUGGCAGAGGCCUCUCUCAGGCCUGUUAUUUUUUUCCUCUUUCUCUGUCCCUUUUUUUUUUUGGAGUUUAGAAGUUGCAGCCAUGUUGGUUGAUAGACAAAGGUCUCGUUAAGGAUCUGCCGUGGUGGCGGAAAUACCUGGCAAAGAUGGACGGGGGGAGAAAAGAAAUGGCCCCAAAACAGUCCCCUCACAGGCAGCAAAGCUAUGUGGUGCGGUUCAUUUUGCACAACAAUAAUACUCGUAAAGCUUUGAGUAGGUUGGCAUUAUUUAACUGUUGCCAUUAUAUUGCUGACAGAAUUGAAAUAACCUGGGACGUGGUCCCUUUGAUAUCACUACCAACAACACCACACAGACACACUGAUCGUAAAGUAAGCACUUCAAAUGGAGACAUUAACCCUUGAAAAAUUGGCAGUGUGGAAAUUACACAACUAUUCUCAUUUGGUCUUUCACACUUACAAUGACUUGCAUCUGAUGGGUAUAAAAAAUUGUUGCCAUGCUCUCAUAUUUGCCUCGCUAAUUUUUUUUUUUUUUUUUUUUAUGCAGUCACUGCCAUACCCAGUGGAUGGCGCUCUUGUAUCAGUUUCCUUAGUAUGGAAAGGAUAGGCAAUAAGACUUCACCAGUUAACCUAACAAUUUAUUAAUUGAAUCGGAAAGGUCUAAAAAAAAGUUCAUCUAGAGAGUAUUUGGGCUUAGGCAAUGUAUAUAAAGGGUAUCUGUCUUCUGUUGAAAAUAAAGACCAAUCCUUUUUCGAACUACCAGACAUGUAUCUAGAAGUGAUCUCAUGGUGAUGGUUUUGUGUGGUGUGCACAGUUUUGUUACAGCUCUCUCCUUCCCUGCUGAUUCUCAGUGAGAAUCUGUGUAUGAACAUGUCUCUAUGUAAAUUGUGAGUGCGUGUGUGUGUAUGCUGCGUGCGCGCAAGUGCUAAUGGCAUACUUUGCCCUCACAAAAAAGUAUUGCAGCUUAAAGGCACAAUCAAGAGGACUUCUUCAGAAAAAAAAAGUGAAAAAAGGAAAAGUUGAAAAUUUGAUGGCAACUAACUUGAGUGUUUAUUUCUCCCUUCGCUUACAUUAGUGGCUUCAUUUAUUCCAAGAAUGGAAAGAUCUCUAAAAGAAAACAUUGUGCAUUGAACUUCAAUAAGACUGCAAACUUUUUUGUUUUUAUAUUAAAAAAAAGACAACGGAAGGUUGUACAAAUAUGUUCCAAGUUAUUUUUGUAAACCAUACCAAACGUUUUACAGUGUUUUUAAAGAAAAGAAUGUAUAUUGUUGGACACUAAACUGAACGGAUACCAAACUGCAGUAGUCAAAAUGGUGAUGGGAGACAGUAUUCAUUGGAAUGAAUUUUCUUUCCUUUCUGUUUGACUAUUGAGGCUGACCACAAAAAAGGUUUCUUGUGAACAAACUAAUACUUUCAUUAAUGACCUGACAAAAAAGGUGUGGUUUUGAAAUAUAUAUUUAUAGGAAGGUUUUUUUUUUUUCAGGAAGAUUUUGCUUGUUUAAUUUUAGGAAUACCAGAAUGUUCUUUCACACAUGGCUACUGGUCAGACAGACGGGCCUCACUAAUGUUCAUAUCUCUCUCACACACACACACACACACACACACACACACACACACACACACACACACUUGCAUGCAUAUACAUAUUACACAUACACCCCUAUACACACCCAUUUAUUGCAAUCUCAACACAAAACAAGUUAAAAUAAAUAAAUAAAUAAAUAAAUAAAUAAAUAAGAAUUUACAGGACCUGACUGAGGCACUCAGCUUGUCGCAGUUUAUUUCCCAACAUGGAUUCUUUUCUUUUUGCUAAGUUUGAGGUAUAGCUGACCCGGGUUUAUAAAGUAUGUACUUUUUUAUUUUCCUGACAGUCAUCCAUAAAUUCUUCCAUGGGAUGCUUUGGUUUGCAUGGAACUGCAGCUUUGGCAUGUUGCAGAAGGGUAUGUCCCCCAUAUGUUGCAUCAUGCGUAGUUUGAUGGGGUCAUGCUCCUUCUUCGCCAUCCGUGCUCUCUCCCGCCCCAUCCAUGUUGGCAGAGGCAAGCCCAGGCUGUGUGACAGUGCAAUCUAGAUAGAAAGAACAUCUGAUUAUCUUUUAGUUUUAUUGUUUUCUCUCUUUUUUUUUUAUUUGCACCGUUUGAAUAAAAUUCUCAUUGUAUUUAAACACUA